AGUCGUUUAUUUAUUGUUUUUAGUACCCACUAAGGCUAUAAAUAUAUAUAUAUAUUUUCCCCCUUUUUAACAUUUUAAAAAAACAUCAGAUCUUUUAAGUUCUACCAUCUCAGCUCAGUGAAGAACAGAAAGAAGUAGCAUUCUCUAGUUGCAGUGAGAUUCUCACCUCCAACUUAGCAAUUUUUUUGGUAAAUAUUGUAUUGGAUUAAGCCAAUAUUCAUAUGAAAACAACAUCURUUUAUUAUUAUUUUAGUAUUUAAAAACUUUUUGUUGAUUACUUUUUAGAAAUCCUUAUUUGUUUUCCGCAUACACAUUCAUACCACAUAUCAGUUUUAGUCCCCCUGUCCUGUCUUAUACUCUGACCUUUUAUCGGAGGUCAGCCCCUCCCCUUUCAGGAAGAAAGGCUGGAGUUUUUUAAUUCUCACAACAGAUCCAACUUUGGCCUUGUAUUUUUAUAUAUUCACCCUAAAGGGGAAAUGCUGGCUCGGUCUUGGGAGAAAUCAUGAACUGAUGAGAAGUUAGUUUAUCUUUGAAGUGCAAAAGAUAAGAUGGUUUAUAACCUAACUGUUGUACUCCUGUUAGUGUAAAAAGAACCCAAAGACAAUUGUUUCAUCUUGGUUUGCUGUCAGGCUCCAAGUGUGGCUUUUCCCCCCUCAGGAAUUCCCACUUCAGUUUGUCUCAAAAAUUGUUUAUUUCAGGGGGSUACCUUGGUGGGGGUCAGAUCUGGAGGCAUGGAGUUAUCCUGCUGGUUACAGGCCAUCUUAUUUCAUGCUAGAGGGGGGUAACGGAGUGGGGAGGAGCAUCAGGGAGUCAMAAGCUCCUCAGCUCUGUCGCUCCGCCCCCCGCGCGCGUGCUAAGGAUUGGUGGAAUGUGCACGCUCAGAGCUGUCUUCCUGACCGCUUCAGUCAAUGCGUGCUCCAGCAUACUCCUAAUUUGUUGUUAGACCUGCAUGUUUGCACUACUUGUUUAUUUUUAGCAUAUAAGUUUUCUGUUCCCGGUAAAUAAUUCUCUAAGGUGGUUAAUUUUCUUGAUAACCACUGUUCUCAGAUUGCAUGGGUUGAAGAGUAACCGCUCUCCAGCACCUUUUGAAUGACUGAACUGGUGUCAAGCAGACAGCUCACUAUCUGUACUCCACCGCCUGCGUCAGAUGCUGGGUUAGAAAGACAGAAACAUGCGCAGCUACAGCAAUGACCUCUUUAUUUCAGAACUGUGGAGGCUUCUAGAUACAAGUCAUUAAUCCACAGACUUCUUUUCUCUACCCAUUGGCCAGGAUUCAACAAAGCAGGCCAGGAAAACAAAGCUUAAAAAAACAUUUCAUGAAAAUGCUAGAUGAAUAAAAUACAAGCAAUGAUUAAUAUUUCUUCCCUUUUUCCUUCAAAUAUGUAACUAUUAUUCCCAAAGAAAUGGGAUCAGUUCAUUUGGGCAAGAUCAAGCCAGUAACUGUCCUCCUGUAAGUUGAUUUCAAAUCUGAAUUGAAGGACAACUGGAAGUCUGACAUUAGGGCUCUGAUUAUCUGUUCACAACAAAGCCUUUCUUCCCUCCCAGAUACCCUGUAGGCAUUGCUUUUUGUUUUCUUUGAAAUUAAACAUUCAUUGCAUGACUCAAAGUGAAGAAUAGUCAUAAAGAUUGAAUGUUUGUUGUGAUUUUUGUGUUUUGUUUCCAUAAUUAAAAAAGUAUGUAUUGUUUGACAACUUAUACUAACGAUCUUGUUUUCUGAUUUUGUCUCUUUUGGUUUUUCCACAACUGAUACUGUUAUUUAGAAGGUUUCAGGUGGGUGACACUAUUCCUGCGUAGGUGCCUGGCGGAAAGGAACUCUAGGGCAGCCUCAGUCCUCUCCUCUUCUUCCAGCCAGCUGCGAUCGCCACUCUGACAAAGUCCAAAAAUAUGGCUUGUUACCUGAAAGCCAUUGAGACCCAGCCAAACUUUGCCGUGGCCUGGAGCAACUUGGGUUGUGUGUUUAAUGCCCAAGGAGAAAUAUGGCUUGCCAUACACCAUUUUGAAAAGGCUGUGACUCUGGACCCAAAUUUUCUUGAUGCGUACAUCAACUUAGGCAACGUUCUCAAAGAAGCCCGCAUCUUUGACAGAGCUGUGGCUGCUUACCUGAGAGCUCUGAGCCUUAGCCCCAACCAUGCAGUCGUCCAUGGAAACCUGGCCUGUGUCUACUACGAGCAGAGCCUCAUCGACCUCGCCAUCGACACCUACCGUCGUGCUAUUGAACUGCAGCCUCACUUUCCUGAYGCCUAUUGCAACUUAGCCAAUGCCCUGAAGGAGAAAGGCAAUGUGUCUGAAGCAGAAGAGUGCUACAACACGGCUUUGCGUUUGUGUCCAACUCACGCUGACUCCCUCAACAACUUGGCCAACAUAAAACGUGAACAGGGCAACAUAGAGGAGGCAGUUCAGCUCUACAGAAAAGCACUAGAGGUGUUCCCAGAGUUUGCAGCAGCUCACUCUAACCUAGCCAGUGUUCUGCAGCAGCAAGGAAAACUGCAGGAGGCCCUCAUGCACUACAAGGAGGCGAUCAGAAUCAGCCCCACGUUUGCUGAUGCCUACUCCAACAUGGGCAACACACUGAAGGAGAUGCAGGACGUACARGGGGCACUGCAGUGCUACACUCGUGCCAUCCAGAUCAACCCAGCCUUCGCUGAUGCUCACAGCAAUCUGGCUUCCAUCCAUAAGGAUUCUGGAAACAUUCCAGAGGCCAUUGCAUCUUAUCGCACUGCUUUGAAACUCAAGCCAGACUUCCCUGAUGCUUACUGCAACUUGGCCCAUUGUCUUCAGAUCGUGUGUGACUGGUCAGACUAYGACGAACGAAUGAAAAAGCUUGUGAGCAUAGUGGCUGACCAGCUGGAAAAGAACCGCUUGCCCUCAGUGCACCCACACCACAGCAUGCUGUAUCCACUGUCUCACAACUUCCGCAAGGCCAUCGCCGAGCGCCACGGAAACCUUUGCCUGGACAAGGUACACGCAAUGAUCAAAAUUAAUGCCCUGCACAAACCUGCCUAUGAGCAUCCUAAGGACCUGAAGGCCAGUGGUGGACGCCUGCGCGUCGGCUACGUCAGCUCUGACUUCGGCAACCACCCGACUUCCCACCUGAUGCAGUCUAUCCCUGGAAUGCAUAAUCCAGAGAAAUUUGAGGUGUUCUGUUACGCACUGAGCCCUGAUGAUGGAACUAACUUCCGUGUGAAAGUUGUAGCAGAGGCUCAUCAUUUCACAGACCUCUCACAGAUUCCUUGCAAUGGAAAAGCAGCUGACCGUAUUCACCAGGAUGGAAUCCACAUUCUUGUCAACAUGAACGGAUACACCAAGGGGGCACGAAAUGAGCUGUUCGCUCUUCGUCCCGCCCCCGUUCAGGCUAUGUGGCUCGGUUACCCUGGAACCAGUGGGGCACCUUUCAUGGACUACAUAAUCACUGACAAGGAAACAUCACCUGUGGAAGUAGCUGAGCAGUACUCUGAGAAACUCGCCUACAUGCCCAAUACGUUCUUCAUCGGCGAUCAUGCCAACAUGUUCCCUCACCUCAAGAAAAAGGCAGUGAUUGAUUUCAAGUCAAAUGGACACAUCUUUGACAAUCGCAUAGUUCUUAAUGGUAUUGAUCUGAAAGCCUUCUUGGACAGUCUGCCUGAUGUCAAAGUGAUAAAGAUGAAGUGUGACAACAACCAGGAAGCUGCUGGAGACACAAAUGGAGCUCUGUCCAUGCCUGUGAUUCCCAUGAACACAGCAGCUGAGGCGAUCAUCAACAUGAUCAAUCAAGGUCAAAUCCAAGUCACAAUCAAUAACUUCACUGUCAGCAAUGGCCUGGCCACCACACAGAUCAAUAACAAAGCUGCAACUGGGGAGGAGGUGCUGCGCACCAUUGUAGUUACAACUCGCUCCCAGUACGGUCUCCCAGAGGAUUCCAUCGUCUACUGCAACUUCAACCAGCUCUACAAGAUCGACCCUCCUACUCUCCAGACGUGGGCCAACAUCCUGAAACGAGUGCCCAACAGCGUGCUGUGGCUUCUUCGCUUCCCUGCUGUUGGCGAGCCCAACAUCCAGCAGUAUGCUCAGAACAUGGGUCUGCCCGCCUCGCGCAUCAUUUUCUCUCCUGUGGCGCCCAAGGAGGAGCACGUGAGACGAGGCCAGCUGGCUGACGUGUGCCUCGACACCCCUCUGUGCAACGGUCACACUACAGGCAUGGAUGUGCUCUGGGCUGGAACUCCCAUGGUGACUAUGCCAGACCCUUUUGUAGGUGAGACCCUUGCCUCCCGCGUGGCUGCCUCCCAACUUAGCUGUCUCGGCUGCCCUGAGCUGAUAGCCCAAAGUCGCCAGGACUACGAGGACAUAGCAGUCAAACUGGGCUCUGACAUGGAAUACCUGAAGAUGAUCAGAGCACGUGUAUGGAAACAGCGAAUCUGCAGCCCCUUGUUCAACACCAAGCAGUACACAAUGGACCUGGAGAAGCUCUAUCUGCAGAUGUGGGAGCAUCACAGCARCGGCAACAAGCCAGAACACAUGGUCAAACUCCAAACAGUCGAAACCAGCGAGAAUGCCUGAACUGAAAACACGCUUCUCCUCCACGAAAUCCCACCAGUUUUUAACCAUCAUCUGGUUUCACUGGAGGUCCCUGUCCUUCAUCAACUCGUACUUGCUUUCAAUGGGACUCCUCCUUGCAUGGAGCCUACACAUGUUCACAUUCAGACUUCUGUCACAGAUGUCAGCAAGUCACACAUCUACAUCUGCUGAGCCAGACUGAGCCUGAAACAUUCAGGCACCUGAUCUGAGACUCUUGUCCUGCAACACUUAAUAUGUAUUUUGUGCGCAUGAGAAGAUUAUGAAUGCUCUGCCAUCUCUUCCACACUUGGAACUAUGGAWCUUUUUUUGUUUUUUCUCCUGUCAAUGUGUAUGUAGGACUAAUUGCAGCUUGUGGAGAAAAUACCCAGCCGUCAUUACUUGGUGAUCUGUUUAGAAAAAUCAAGAAUGUUUUAUUUAAAAAAAUAAAAAGACUAUGUUGCGCCAUUAAAAUUACAAGUUUUGUCAGCUUUAACAAGCAGUUUUGAAACUUGAAUUGCUCAAGUUCUUUACAUGAAGCUGGUAAACAGCUGCAAUGAGUAAAUGUGCAAAUUCUUCCCUCACCAAAUGCCAACUUUUAUUACUUUUGUCAAUUGAGAAAUAUGUUUUUGUCAGACUGACAAAAUUAUUGGGCAAAGAAACACAACUGAUGAUGCUGAAAAGCCUUAAAUUUCAGUUCUAAAAUUAGCUGUUUAAAAUUUGAUUUUGUUUUUAUAACACAAGCCAAGAAACUGAAUAGGUAAUUAUUUUCUAARGAGGUUUUUGUUUUGUAUUGUUGAACUGUAUGCUGUCAGUGAUACUGCGAGUCUACAUAUAAUAAAUGGAGAUUGAAAAUAC
Molecule: messenger RNA, 5385 nt
Organism: Austrofundulus limnaeus
Lineage: Eukaryota; Metazoa; Chordata; Actinopteri; Cyprinodontiformes; Rivulidae
Gene: ogt.1
Product: O-linked N-acetylglucosamine (GlcNAc) transferase, tandem duplicate 1
Exons: 19
Coding region: 1885-4533 (882 amino acids)
Biological process (GO): protein O-linked glycosylation
Molecular function (GO): protein O-acetylglucosaminyltransferase activity; protein binding
Source: RefSeq, a predicted model, not a curated record